Messenger RNA from Kwoniella shivajii, 1524 nucleotides. RefSeq lists its product as uncharacterized. Gene Ontology annotation, cellular component: membrane. Bases 1 to 1524 code for a protein of 507 amino acids. The transcript has 8 exons. Gene Ontology annotation, biological process: transmembrane transport. The record is from RefSeq and is a predicted model, not a curated record. NCBI's taxonomy places the organism in Eukaryota, Fungi, Basidiomycota, Tremellomycetes, Tremellales, Cryptococcaceae. Gene Ontology annotation, molecular function: transmembrane transporter activity.
AUGGCUGCCAUUGAGACUGAUCUUCCACCCGCCACAGUGUUGUUAGACGCUGAUCGUCAAAGUUACAUCGGAUUGACAUCGAAGAAAGGCCGAUGGCAAAAGUUUGUUUCCUUCAUUUGGGAUUCCGAUUAUUAUGAGAAAUCUGACGCGGAGAGAAUGCUGGUUUUCAAACUUGACUGUUUCAUGCUGUCAGCGAUGACCAUCGGCUGGUGGCUGAAGAAUUUGGAUCAAAACAACCUGGCAAACGCAUACGUUUCUGGAAUGAAGGAAGAUUUGCACAUCAACGCCAAUCAGUACACAUAUAUGGGUACCAUCUACAACGCAGUCGUAGCAGCCAUGCAGAUCCCUUCCAGUUUUAUCGUAAUGAAGGUCAGACCUUCUUGGUUCUUGGCAGCUUGUGAGAUCGGAUGGGGGAUAUUCACUUUCGCUCAAGCCGGUGCUCAAAGCUACCAGGCGAUGUAUGGAUUCCGAUUUUGCGUGGCCCUAUUUGAGUCGUUCUACUAUCCUAUUGGGUUCUUCAUUCUUGGUUCGUGGUACACUAGACCUGAACUCGCCAAGCGGAUCGGAUUAUGGUUUGUUGCUGGACCAGCAGGAUCCGCCUUCUCUGGUUUUCUUCAAGCAGCCAUAUACAAGAAUUUGGAUGGCCUUCACGGUAUCGCCGGUUGGCGUUGGUUAUAUAUUGUCUGUGGUAUCAUGACCGUGCCAUGCGGUGUUACUUUGCUGUGGUUUGUACCUGAUUUCCCGGAGAACACCAAAGUUUGGUAUUUGACCGAGGAGCAGAAGGUAUUGGCCAAGGAAAGAGUAGCUAGAAAUGGGGCUCAAGCUAUGAAGGGCGAUAUCAACGGGCGAGUGAUCUUAUCAGCGCUGAAAGACUGGAAAUUCUGGAUAUUAGUGCCGUUCUACUGUAUUUACGGGUUCGCCGUUCAAAAUGGAACUCAAUUCGGUGUCUACCUUAAGGCGUACAAAUACAGUGUCACCCUUCGAAACGUCCUUCCUUCCUUGAUGUAUAUCAUCCAGAUUCCUUGCAUCCUCAUCUAUUGUUAUAUAUCCGAUCGAACUACUAGAAUCAGUAGAGGUUGGAUUAUGCUUGGGCCUCUGGUAUGGGGUAUCUUUCCAACAGCCAUACUCGCAUUUUGGCCUUCGUCUAAUUCUUUAAGGGUUUUUGCUUUCAUGGUCAACGGUUCUCUAUAUAUCACACCUGUUUUCUAUGCCUGGGUUUCGGAGAUGUGUGGUCACAAGAAGGAGCUUCGAGCUUUCAUUACUGGAUCAACGUCUUGUUUAUUCUAUACUUUUAACGCUUGGCUACCCGCCAUUGUGUUCUUACAGACUGAUGGCCCACGAUUCAAGAAAGGUUUCAGAACAACCUUUGCUUGUACCGUUACAAGUGUCGCUUUUGUGUUGCUGAUCAUCUACAUGCGGCGCCGGGAAGUCCAGAAGAUCGGAGGUGAAAGUCCUAUUGAGAAGAAUCAGCCUUCUGCGACGGCGAGACCUGAACAAGAUGAAGAUAUAGAAGCAAAGUUGUAG